Tribolium madens (black flour beetle) is the source of this 2419-nucleotide messenger RNA. Its product is annotated as kinesin-like protein Klp10A. The record is from RefSeq and is a predicted model, not a curated record. Gene Ontology annotation, biological process: microtubule-based movement. Lineage: Eukaryota; Metazoa; Arthropoda; Insecta; Coleoptera; Tenebrionidae. Gene Ontology annotation, molecular function: microtubule motor activity; ATP binding; microtubule binding. The coding region runs from base 130 to 2100 and encodes 656 amino acids. The transcript has a single exon.
AACUUAUCACUUCGUUUUAAGUUUUGCUGUUUUGGUAACAAGCUUAUUUAUUUGCAAAUCCGUCUUAAACGCCUGUAAUAAAACAAAAUUUGACAGUAUUUGUCAACAAAAUUUUGAUUUUUAUUUUUAAUGAAAAUGAAUGGGAAAGUUCUUGAAAUCGGUUCUACAAUCAAUAUUGAGCGAAGUGAUGGCAGAGUACAUCCGGCAAUUGUAGCCAGCAUCAACUAUGAGCUGGAUAUAGUAGGAGUUGAGUGGUUUGAAUCAGGUGAAACCAAAGGCAAAGAAAUUGACUUUAAUUGUGUCACCAGGUUAAACCCUCAUAUCGCCACUAUAAAACCAGACAUUCAAAGAUUCAGUGAGUGUUCCUCUGACAUUGCACUAGUCGAAAAACCGAAAAAACGUCAAUCUAUAGCAGUUUACAAUAACCGUGUGAAAUCUUCUAAAUCGAGAAUAACCCAAGACAACUUGAGUAGCGCUCCGAGACAGAAAAAUUCGCUCAAAGACAAGUACCCUCAAACCUCACGAUCUGUUAUCGAGCACAUGUCAAAUUCUUUUGAGAGUAAUGUAGUGAAGAAAGUCGGAAAGUUAGAGCUGGAACGCAUGGAACGACGAAAAAAACAAGCGGAAUUUAAAGCGGAAAAAGUCGAGUUGAGCAAACGGAACGCCGAUAACCCUCAUUGGGAAUUACACCAAAUGAUUUUAGAUUAUUGUAAAAAUCUGAACUAUAAACCUUUGACAGUCAAUGAUGUAAUAGAAGACCGUCUCAUAACAGUCUGCGUUAGAAAGCGACCUUUGAACAAGAGCGAAAUCGCGAAGAAAGAAGUCGACGUUAUUACAGUACCGAGCAAAAACCAAAUCAUCGUUCACGAACCGAAAACAAAAGUCGAUUUAACCAAAUAUCUCGAAAACCAUUUAUUCAAAUUUGAUUACACUUUCAACGAGCAUUGCGACAACGAAAUCGUCUACAAAUACACGGCGCAACCCUUGAUUAGAACAGUCUUUGAGGGCGGUUUUGCUACGUGUUUUGCUUACGGUCAAACGGGAUCUGGAAAAACGUUCACAAUGAGCGGCGAUAUUUUUCGAACUAAUGCACAUAAAGGCAUUUACGCGAUGGCUGCAACUGACGUUUUCCGUUUAGUUGUUUCCCCAAAAUACAGACAUUUAAAUCUCAUCGUGACUUGCAGUUUUUUUGAGAUUUAUUCGCGCAAAGUCCUUGAUUUAUUGAACCGAAAAGGCGAUUUAAAAAUCCUCGAAGACGGCAAACAGCAAGUUCAAGUUGUGGGUCUCACCGAAAAGGUUGUUUCUUCAGUAAAUGAAGUCUUGGACUUGAUCAACCACGGAAAUAUGGCGAGGACUUCGGGCCAAACCUCGGCGAAUGAAAAUUCUUCUCGCUCCCACGCUGUUUUCCAGAUUUAUUUACGACCAGCAAAGAAAAUCACUUCUUUGCAUGGGAAAUUUUCUUUGAUUGAUUUAGCGGGGAAUGAACGUGGGGCUGACACUUUGUCAUCUACCAAGACAACAAGAAUGGAAGGGGGUGAGAUAAACAAGUCGCUUUUGGCUUUGAAGGAGUGCAUCCGCGCUUUGGGGCGAAAAGGGGCACAUCUGCCGUUCAGAUUGAGUAAAUUGACGCAAGUUUUGCGCGAUUCUUUUAUUGGUACGAAUUCGAAGACUUGCAUGAUUGCGAUGGUGUCUCCCGGGGUCAGUUCUUGCGAAAAUACGUUGAAUACGUUACGUUACGCUGAUCGGGUUAAAGAGUUAGGCGGUGGCGAGUUGCAGCAUUUAACGACGAUAAAUGAGAAAAAUGACGAUAUUAUUUCAAUCGGAUUGGAGGACGAGAUGUUGUAUAACCAAAAGAGUUUCUCGGAUAAUACCGAAGAGUUUAAAAUUGUUAAAGAAAAAGUCGUGAAUCUUCACAGGGGGAUCAUUGAUAAAUUGCAAGAUGCUACCAAAGAAGCCAAAUAUUUGAAUAAGUGUAUUGACAAUGAACCGGAGAAAUACUGUCGAGAAUUCGAAGAAUUUGUCGACGAUACUGUGGCGUUUUUAUUGAAUGUUAAAAAUUGUGUCAUUGAAUAUAAAAUGAAGCUGUUGGUCGAAGAAUGAUCUUUUGCAAUAAAUUAUCUGGCAAGAAAUUGUUUUUUCUUAAGUUCAAUAAAGUAAAUUAAGUCGCACAAUUUUAUGAUGUUGCAACAGGAUCCUCUGUAAGUGCAAUUAAAUUUUUGUCCUGGAAACAGCUUCUGUGGGAGGAAAUUUUUACACAAAAAAACUGGGUUAAAGAUGUAUAACUAAAAAAACAACGCAAUAAGCAAAAUUAGAUUUUUCUAUUAUCUUUUUUUUUAUUCGUAAUAGUUUAAAGCACAAAGCUUAGAAAACUGGAAACUAGCUGUAUGGAAAAAUAAAUACACAGUUUUUGUACUUUUUG